AUGACGCAGUAUCGGGCACUUGGCAACGAAGUGGCCAAACGUCUUCACCAACGCAGCCCACGCCGAGAGAAGAGGUUCCAGGGGGUCGUCAUCCGCCAUCGAGGACCAGGAUCAACCACCACGACAACGGAGACAAGGGGAGGCCUGGAUAUCACGAGACGUCACCUCGGAGAAUCAUCUACCCUCAAGAUCUUCUCCUCGAUAUGCCAAAAUUCAAUUAUAAUUCCCAGGACUAAAGCUCAUCAAGAAAAUUCAUCAUCUCAAGUCUCAUCGGCCCUGACUAGUCAAGAAAGAUGUUCCACAACACAUCAUCCCUCAACAGUGUUGUUGGGCACUUUACUUGUGAAGCUGGUAUCGCCCACCGGAGUUAGCCAUGUAUUUCGAGCUCUCGCUGACUCUGGUAGUCAAUCAUGUUUUCUCACAGAACAUGCUGCUCAACUUUUAUGUGUCUCACGCACAAAAAGUGCGCCUAGUGUAGUAGGCCUCUCUCAAAUACCUACUCGAUGUAAAGGUGCCACUUCUCUCAAGGUAGAGACAUUGAAUGGAAAAACUAUCUCUACUGACUCAAACUUUUUAAUUCUUGAUAAAAUAUGUGUUGAUUUACCCCACAUGCCAAUAUCCUCUGGUGUCAUUGAGAUGGUAAAUUCUUACGUUUUGGCUGAUCCCAUGUUCCAUUUACCUGGUGGGAUUGAUGUUCUUUUAGGUGGAUCACUUUUCCUUCUCAUGCUCACUCAAGCAGUUCACAACCUCGGGCCUAACCUACCAAGUUUAAUAGGCUCACACUUUGGAUUUUUGGUAAUGGGUGACGCACCCUGUGCAAUCAAGCUUGAUGAUGACACUAGCUCUCACAUGUCAACCAUGCUUUUGGCAGUCAAUGACAUUGAACUGCACAAUUCUAUCCAGCGGUUUUGGCACCAGGAAGAGCCAUCAGUCGCAUCGAAGCAAUCAGAUGAAGAUAAAAUGUGUGAAGAACACUUCCUCUCCACUCACUCUCGGGACCAAUCUGGCAGAUAUUGCGUCCGACUACCGUUCAAGACUGAACACCCUGCUCUAGGAAAUUCUGUCUUUGCUGCUGAGAAAAGACUACACGCACUUCAGAAAAAGUUUAAGGCUCAACCUCAAUUCAAAUCUCUAUAUUUCGACUUCAUGUCUGAUUAUUCGUCUUCGGGUCAUAUGGAACUUGCUCAUAAUGUUGACUUAUCUUCCCCGCAUUACUAUUUACCUCAUCAUGGGGUGUUGAAGGAAUCAAGCAGUACCACUAAACUAGGUACUGUGUUCGAUGCUAGUGCAAAAACCUCCAAUGGUACAUCUCUCAAUGAUAUUUUGCUUACAGGAAGAAAAAUGCAAACCAACAUUUGUGACUUGUUGCUCAUGUUUAGAACUCAUAGUGUAGUUUUUUCAUGUGAUAUAAGGCAGAUGUACAGACAGAUUAAAGUCCAUCCUGAGGACCAGAGGUUUCAGUAUAUCCUAUGGCAUACUCGUCCAGAUCAACCACCCUCUACCUUCAGACUUACCACAGUAACCUAUGGAGUCAAUUGCUCACCGUACCUCGCAAUCAGGACUUUGCACCAACUUGCCAAUGAUGAAGGCGACUCGUUCCCUGAAGCGGCAGAGAUUCUUCGAAUACAAACCUUCGUUGACGAUGUGAUUUCUGGUGGAGAUUCCGAAGAAGAAGCUUUAAGACUCCAGAGACAACUCAUCGCCCUAUUAGCACGUGGAGGCUUUGAGCUAAGGAAAUGGACUUCCAACUCCAGUCGACUUCUUCUAGAUCUUCCAGAUGGUCAUCGAGAGACUCCGGCGUUCCUUCAAGAUAGUUCACAGCCUCAUCACACCAUUUUAGGCAUUCACUGCUCUUGUGGACCAAAGGAUUGGAUUGGGAUCAAACACUUCCCACUGCCCUACUCUAAAUGUGGCAAAGUUUCACUUCAUCUACAGACAGCCUGCGAGAGAUUUCAAUUCCUCGAGCUUUUCAAGUGUCACGAGCAUGCACUACUGCAUUACAUGGCUUCUCAGAUGCCUCCGAGAAUGGUUAUGCUGCAGUUGUUUACUUGCGCUGUGAACUCAACACCACCUCAUCGAUUGAAGACCUUUGUUGGGAACAGGGUUACGCAGGUGCAAGAAUUAGUACCUAAUCAUUGCUGGCGACACAUAUCCAGUGAAUAUAACCCCGCUGACUGCGCGUCACGAGGUAUCCUCCCAUCAGAAUUGUCUAACCACGAACUUUGGUGGUCUGGUCCCCCAUGGCUUCAAUAUUCGAGUGAAUCUUGGCCAUCCUCAAACUUUACUCCUCUAGAUAUUACAAAAACAGGAGAAGAUAAACCUCAGUCACCUACCACUCUGAUAUCUACGAUUAAACCCACUCAAGAAUGGGAACUCCUCACUAGAUUUUCUCACUUCGGCAAACUUACACGAGUGAUGGGUUACAUUUUACGAUUCAUCUAUAACCACCAGCACUCGAAAAGGUGCUCAGGCCCUCUCACCUCAUCUGAGUUAACUCAAAGUCGACUGACAAUCUUCAAGAAGGUUCAAGAAACGGUUUUUGGAGAUGACAUUACAGCGUUGAAGAACAACUCAUCUAAAACCACUUCAUCACUUCGGCGUCUCCAUCCUUUCAUUGAUAAAUCAGGUUUACUUCGUGUUGGUGGACGACUGAAUGCAUCUCAACUUUCAGAAGACGUUAAGCAUCCUAUAAUUCUACCAAAGAAACAUCAUGUGGUUGACAUUCUUAUUGAUUUCUAUCACAAGAAACAUUUGCAUUCAGGGCCUCAAUUAACUCAAUCCCUUCUAGCUCAGAGCGUUUGGAUUCUUUCUGCCCGCAGUGCAAUACGCUCUCGAAUUUUUAAGUGUGUUGUCUGCUUUCGACACAAACCACAUAAUACAAUUCCACUGAUGGGUGAUCUCCCAAAACCCCGAGUGACACCUUCCCGUCCAUUUCUCAACACGGGGCUGGACUACGGUGGUCCUUUCAACAUCAAGGUACAUAACCUCCGUUCAAUACGUUUGACAAAAGCGUACAUCUGUAUCUUCGUCUGCCUUGCAACAAAGGCUGUUCACAUUGAAGUAGCUACUGACCUAUCAACUGAUGCCUUCAUUGCUGCACUAACUCGUUUUGUGUCAAGACGUGGCCUCUGCAAGAACAUAUAUUCGGACUGCGGGACAAACUUCGUUGGUGCUAAUAACGCCUUUCAAGCUCUCUUCAAGUCAGCUGAACGAACAUCUCUUCUUGAAUUUUCCUCAAACCAAGACAUUACCUUCCAUUUCAACCCCCCAGCUGCUCCUCACCAAGGUGGUCUCUGGGAAGGAGAAGGAGCCGUUAAGAGUGCCAAGCAUCACCUCCGCCGUUUCAUCGGCGAACAUGUCCUAACCGUCUCAGAGUUCAUGACCCUGACUACUCAAGUGGAGGCGAUACUUAAUUCGAGACCUCUCACACCAAUGUCAAACGACCCUUCAGAUGUCACUGCGCUCACUCCAGGACAUUUCUUGGUCGGAGCUCCACUUGUCUCUGUUCCUGAUGAAAAUCUGUAA
Macrosteles quadrilineatus (aster leafhopper) is the source of this 3525-nucleotide messenger RNA. RefSeq lists its product as uncharacterized. The record is from RefSeq and is a predicted model, not a curated record. NCBI's taxonomy places the organism in Eukaryota, Metazoa, Arthropoda, Insecta, Hemiptera, Cicadellidae. The transcript has 5 exons. The coding region runs from base 1 to 3525 and encodes 1174 amino acids. Gene Ontology annotation, molecular function: nucleic acid binding. Gene Ontology annotation, biological process: DNA integration.